AUGGAGAAAUUCACUGACAAGCUGAACAAGGACCUUGGAUCCACAGCUCCUGAAACACCACAGGCUGAAGAACAGAGUCCUGCACCUGCUGUGGAAUGUGCUGCAGGAAUGAGUAGAGCAGGACCCCAAAAAGAGGACGUGAAGAGCCUGGGAUUCACUGAAGAAUGUGUUAAAGAACUGGAGAGACCUUCAGGCACGGAGCAAGACAGUCCUGAUGCCUCUGAACCAGCAGUUUUGGAAGGAGACUGUCCCAGCUCAGUGUCUCUUGUGCUAACAAACAGAAACUAUCCUGAAGGACAUGGUUUGAACCACCAGUGUUCAACCACAUCUAUUGACCUGGACUGCCUGGUUUGCUUUAACAAGUACAACAUGUACAGAGUGCCCAAGCUCCUGGACUGCCAGCAUGCCUUCUGUGCGGUGUGCCUCAAGCUGAUCCUCAGGAAAGAUGGGAAUGCCUGGAUGAUCACCUGUCCCCUGUGCCGAAAAGCCACUUGUGUGUCAGGAGGACUCAUUCGCACACUUCAGAACAAAGAAGACAUCAUGGAGCUCUUGGAAACCCAAAGUUCACAUCCUGAGGUGCAUGUUCCUGCCAUAGGGCUAGACAGCAAUAGCUGGACUUGGACCAGCCAAGACUUGCUCUACAGAGAUGAAAGCGUUCCAGCAGACAACAGGUUGGCUGUGCAGAGACUUGUGCUGCUCCUGCUGCUGGGGGUGAUCCUCACCAUCCUCAUCCUCCCCUUUAUAUACUCUGGGCUGAUAAAAUGGGUGGUUUGUCUCAUGCUUGCUUUGGGGGUGGUCAUCUCUGUGGUACUUUGCUGCACUCCUAAAUUCUACUGGAGGUCUAACAGGGACUUGCUCACCUCCUGCCACAAAGAGACACACAUCACUGCUAUAGCGUGA
Molecule: messenger RNA, 900 nt
Organism: Melopsittacus undulatus (budgerigar)
Lineage: Eukaryota; Metazoa; Chordata; Aves; Psittaciformes; Psittaculidae
Gene: RNF186
Product: ring finger protein 186
Exons: 1
Coding region: 1-900 (299 amino acids)
Biological process (GO): protein ubiquitination
Molecular function (GO): ubiquitin protein ligase activity
Source: RefSeq, a predicted model, not a curated record